Dioscorea cayenensis subsp. rotundata (Guinea yam) is the source of this 990-nucleotide messenger RNA. Its product is annotated as agamous-like MADS-box protein AGL11. Gene Ontology annotation, biological process: positive regulation of transcription by RNA polymerase II. Gene Ontology annotation, cellular component: nucleus. The transcript is spliced from 8 exons. Lineage: Eukaryota; Viridiplantae; Streptophyta; Magnoliopsida; Dioscoreales; Dioscoreaceae. Gene Ontology annotation, molecular function: RNA polymerase II cis-regulatory region sequence-specific DNA binding; protein dimerization activity; DNA-binding transcription factor activity, RNA polymerase II-specific. The record is from RefSeq and is a predicted model, not a curated record. Bases 64 to 819 code for a protein of 251 amino acids.
UCCUCUUUGUGUUGUUUUCCUUCUUGGAAGUGUGUUUUCCAUACAUACUGAAUACUGUAAGCCAUGGCACUUCCGGGUGGAAACCAGGACUUACGUGGAGAAGGAAGGGAGGAAAUGGGGAGAGGAAAGAUAGAAAUAAAAAGGAUCGAAAACACGACAAACCGACAAGUGACAUUCUGCAAGAGAAGAAAUGGUUUGCUGAAAAAGGCUUAUGAACUUUCGGUGUUAUGUGACGCCGAAGUAGCUCUCAUCGUCUUCUCCACCCGUGGUCGCCUUUACGAAUACUCGAAUGACAAUAUAAAAUCGACAAUCGAAAGGUACAAGAAGGCAAUCGCUGACAAUUCAAACUCAGGUUGCAUCAUAGAGGUCAACUCUCAACAAUACUACCAGCAAGAAGCAACAAAGUUACGUCACCAAAUACAGAUUCUACAGAAUGCAAACAGGCACUUGGCAGGAGAAGGUUUAAGUUCUUUAACCAUAAAGGAACUCAAGCAACUUGAAAGCAGACUAGAAAGAGGAAUUGCACGUAUCAGAUCAAAGAAGCAUGAGUUGCUCUUUGCGGAGAUUGAGUACAUGCAGAAAAGAGAGCUGGAACUUCAAAAUGACAAUACGUAUCUCAGAUCAAAGAUAGCAGAAAGUGAAAGAGUACAGCAUACAAAUGCAGCAUCGUCCGGGGCAGAGUUCAAUACACUUCCAGCAUUUGACGCCCGAAACUACUACCAUAUCAACAUGUUAGAAGCAGCAGCUCACUACUCACACCAACAAGAUCAGACAGCGCUUCAUUUAGGAUAUGAAACAAAAGAUGAUCCAGCUGCAUAACAAUCAUUUAAUACACCUUUCCUUGUUAAGUUAUAUUUUCACUAACCUUCGGAACCUCUGUUUAGUUUGUUGUUACUUGGUGAUGGAGGGGCAGCAAACUUCUAGCUUCAUGUUUAUGUCUAUGCACACUGAUGAACUUUAAAUUUAAUCAGAAAAACCAGACAAUAUGUG